CCACAUCAAUAACAGUUGAUCCAAGAUGGCGGCCGAGGGCGAGUACGAGUCGAUUCUGUGCGUGAAACCUGAUGUCAACGUUUACCGCAUCCCUCCGCGAGCUUCAAACCGCGCAUACAGGGCGGCUGACUGGAAGCUGGAUACUCCAGACUGGUCUGGACGAAUGAGGAUCACAGCGAAGGGCAAAGUGGCGUUCAUCAAACUGGAGGACAAAAUCUCAGGGGAGCUGUUUGCUCAGGCGCCGGUGAGAGAGUAUCCCGGUGUUGUGGUGGAAACGGUCAGCGACUCCAGCCGGUACUUUGUUCUGCGGAUUCAGGAUGAUAAUGGUCGCAGCGCCUUCAUCGGAGUGGGCUUCAGUGACCGAGGGGACGCCUUCGAUUUCAACGUUUCCUUACAGGAUCACUUCAAGUGGGUCAAACAGGAGGACGAGAGGAGUAAAAGCUCUCAUCUCGGGGACUCGGGACCUAAACUGGAUCUGGGCUUCAAAGAUGGUCAGACCAUCACACUGAACAUCGGGCAAGGUAGAAAGAGGGAUAAGCCCCGCCCACAAGGCUCAGGGGGCUUUGGACUCCUCCCACCACCGCCUGGAGGCAAGAUAGCCCCUCCCCCUUUGUCAGGCUCAUCCAAUCACAACACAGUUCCUCAAACAGGAGGCAUGGCAACCGGCUGCCUGUUGGAGCUGGACAGCAGUAACUCCAACACCGUGGUUCAGUCCAACGCCUGCUCGGAUCUUUGGGGAGACUUCUCUGCACCCGCCAGUUCUGUUCCACCACAAUCGAGACCACAGGACGGGGGAAACUGGAUGCAGUUUUGAUUGGUCGUCUGCGGCUGUGACAUCGUGUUUGACUUCCAUCUCAUACCGCUUCCUGUGUCUGUAGCUUCCUGUGCUUCACACCCAGAUUCACUCCUAACCAAUCCCAUCGCAGAGCUGUAGAGACACCUCAUCACGUCGUGACUUCAUCCUGAGAGAAGGAGCCACUUCCUGUUCUGUUUAAGGGCUAAUGUGUGACUUCCUGUUCUGUGUGUCUGCACUGAGCUUCAGCUCUGAUCUGCUCUCUGUUUGUUAAUGCAGCAGCAGCUCCCUCUGCAGGCGCUGUGGGGUACUACAGCUCAGGAACAAAAAAACCUGCUGUGAGUUGUGAAAUGUAAGACGCAUAUCAAAGAAGAACGUCCUUAUAUUUAAUUUAUCCUUGAAUUGGCACUUACACAGACUUACUCUUUCUUGAUUGGCUCGCCUGUUUGACCUUAGAGAACACUUUCUGACACACCGCUCACCUGAUGGUUUGAACGACCUCCUUUACCCCACUCUGUGAAUGGUGGAGCAGCGCAGCCUCGUCCAUACGUCUUAAAAAUAUGUUUCUCUGCAAACUGCUACAAAUACAAAUAAGUGCAAAGAUAAUGUGCUUAAAAAUGUGAAUUCAAAACAGCAACAACAACAGAUGUGCAUGGACUAAAUGUAAAUAUAUACACUCCUGAUGAUGUCUAGAUAACAUCUGGAGGACUGCAGCUGAUCUGACGGGGGGGGGGGGGGGGUCUCCUGAGGUAAGACUUGAUGUAAAAAGAACGAUGUGGAACCAGCAGAGUCCUCCAUAGGACUCUAUGAUGAGAAUAUGUGUGUUUGUAUCAAUGCUGCAUGUAGUUGAAGAGAAUCUCAAAGUGAACUAAAGAGAGGAGAAGAACAAACUGGAGAACAGGAAACAUGCAGCAGCAGGUUGAUUAGAGCACGGAGAUGGUAGAGGUGGCGUGCAGACAGUCUAUGGUCGUGCAGCGAUCACAGGGAAUAAAGGUCACCACCCCCUCCCACUGGCCCCUCCCACUGGCUCCAGGUGAAUUCUCCUGAUUAUAUCCUGCUGUGUUCUCACAUCAGCUCACUCUGACUUUCUGCAGAAUAAAUACGAGGAGGCUGAAGAGAGAAACUCCAGGUGGAUGUUUGCUCCCCCCGGCGGCUCGUUAGCUUAGCAUAAAGACUGGAAACAAAAGGGAAACCGUUAGCAUGUCUCUGCCCAUUAGUAACAAAAAUAAAUUAAGAUAAAGAUUUAUUGGAUGCAAAAUUAAAAACCAGGAAGUAAAAGGCUUAAAAGAGUCUCAGAGUGAAAUCAUGUAAACCCUUAAAGAACGUCCCUGAUGCCUUUCUCGCCGUGUGACUUAAACAUGACAUGUUUUCUUUUUGUCCUCGAAGAGAUUUGAAGAACAACAGGAAGUCUUAUUCCACGUGAUGAAUGUGAUGAUGGCAGCGGAUGAAAUGUUAGUUUAGGUUGUGAUUGUGUGUCCUGAUGGCGUCUCUGAGACGUUGUGAUUGUGUGUCCUGAUGGCGUCUCUGAGACGUUGUGAUUGUGUGUCCUGAUGGCGUCUCGGAGACGUUGUGAUUGUGUGUCCUGAUGGCGUCUCGGAGACGUUGUGAUUGUGUGUCCUGAUGGCGUCUCGGAGACGUGUGAACGCUCCCUCUGGACUGGAUGAAACAGUGUGUUGUGUUUCCAUUGCUUUGCGUGUUUAAAACACGUCUUCUCACUCGUUCCCCUUCAGGCUGAGAAACUGGACGACUAACACUUUUGAUUUCUGAGAAAGAGGCAAUAAAUCCUUUUGACAGGAA
Labrus mixtus (cuckoo wrasse) is the source of this 2590-nucleotide messenger RNA. It is a transcript of the gene necap1, whose product is annotated as NECAP endocytosis associated 1. The record is from RefSeq and is a predicted model, not a curated record. Gene Ontology annotation, biological process: endocytosis. NCBI's taxonomy places the organism in Eukaryota, Metazoa, Chordata, Actinopteri, Labriformes, Labridae. Bases 26 to 814 code for a protein of 262 amino acids. Gene Ontology annotation, cellular component: membrane; clathrin vesicle coat. The transcript has 8 exons.